AGCGUAUAUUGAAAGUCAAUGUGGUGAAAACAUUUUUUAAUUUGAAAGAAAAAAAAUAAAAAUAAACAGGUUUUAAAACACCUCUUCCCAGGGUGGAACUACCUGCAUUUUGCAACAUGGCUGCUGUAGGGGUAUUCGGGAAAGUUUAGCUGUCGAGUUAAGUUUUAUUUUAAUCUCUUCACAGGGGGAACCGGUUGAGUCAAAACUAGUCGUUUUUACAGUUGUCUGCGGUGAAAGGUAAAUGUCCAAUAAUUGCACCCCUACAACCAGAAGCUUUGGACUGUUCGCUUCAUAUUUUUUUUUUUAAAUCGGGAGGCUAUAUUUAUCUGAAGACUAUUACUAAGCAAGCUAGCACUCCGUAUGAACUGGUAUUUUCCGAAGUUGUCUGCUUUUUCGGACAUUUCCGUGUCUAGGGAAAUAGCCACGGGCUACUUUGGAAUAUUAACAACAUGCAUUUUUCCAUUCCUGAGACCGAGGUUUGUUCAGGAGAAAAUGGGUCCACAUACGUGGCUUACAAUAUCCAUGUAAAUGGAGUGCUGCACUGCCGGGUCAGAUACAGCCAGCUCCUUGGACUACAUGAACAGUUAAAAAAAGAGUUUGGUAAUAAUGUAGUCCCAGCAUUCCCUCCGAAGAAGCUUUUUACACUCACACCAGCUGAGGUGGAACAGCGAAGAGAACAGCUUGAGAAGUAUAUGCAGGCUGUGCGACAGGACCCUAUGCUUGGAGCCAGUGAAACAUUCAACAGCUUCCUAAGAAAAGCCCAACAGGAAACUCAGCAGAUUGCCACUGAGGAAGUUCACUUGGAUGUUUACUUGUCGAACAGGCAGAAAGUGAAAGUGAACAUCCUCACGUCAGACCAAACUGAGGAUGUCCUAGAGGCUGUAGCUUCGAAGUUGGAUCUUCCUGAUGACCUGGUUGGAUACUUUAGCCUUUUCCUGAUUCGAGAGGGAAAGGAUGGGGGCUGUACUUUUGUACGAAAGAUGCAAGAGUUUGAAUUGCCGUUUGUAUCUGUCACCAGCCUUAGAAACCCAGAGUACCGGAUCGUCCUCAGGAAAAGUUACUGGGAUUCAGCAUAUGAUAAUGAUGUAAUGGAUAACAGGGUUGGACUAAACCUAUUAUAUGCUCAGACGGUUUCCGAUAUCGAGCGGGGCUGGAUCUUGGUGAAUAAAGAGCAGCACAGACAGCUCAAAUCCCUGCAGGAGAAAGGCUCUAAAAAAGAGUUUAUCCGCUUGGCUCAGACCCUGAAGUACUUUGGCUACAUCAAGUUUGACCCCUGCAUCACAGACUUCCCAGAAAAGGGCUGCCAUGUGAUUGUCAGCGCUGGUAACAAUGAGUUGAACUUCCAUGUCAAACUUCCAAAUGACCAUAUUAAGGAGGGAAGCUUUAAAGUGACGCGCAUGCGGUGCUGGCGGGUUACUUCCUCACAGGUCCCUGUGGUUAAUGGUACGGCAAAUAGUGGCACCUCUGGGAAGUCUGACAUUAAAUUGGAGCUGGCGUUUGAGUAUCUCAUGAGUAAAGAUCGCUUGCAGUGGGUCACCGUUACCAGUCCACAGGCAAUUAUGAUGAGCAUCUGUCUUCAGUCUAUGGUGGAUGAAUUGAUGGUAAAGAAGUCUGGUGGCAGCAUCAAGAAGAUGCUGAAGAAACGUCAUAAUGGUUCCCUCCGUCGGUCUGAUAGUCAACAAGCUGUGAAAUCUCCUCCUUUACUAGACUCCCCUGACUCAAACAGAGAGCCUGUUGUUAAACGGUAAGUUUUUUUUUUUUUUUUUUUUUUUUAUAUUAUAUCAUGUAUCAUGU
Molecule: messenger RNA, 1794 nt
Organism: Polyodon spathula (Mississippi paddlefish)
Lineage: Eukaryota; Metazoa; Chordata; Actinopteri; Acipenseriformes; Polyodontidae
Product: sorting nexin-17
Exons: 14
Coding region: 450-1748 (432 amino acids)
Biological process (GO): intracellular protein transport; signal transduction
Cellular component (GO): early endosome
Molecular function (GO): phosphatidylinositol binding
Source: RefSeq, a predicted model, not a curated record